Molecule: messenger RNA, 912 nt
Organism: Opisthorchis viverrini
Lineage: Eukaryota; Metazoa; Platyhelminthes; Trematoda; Opisthorchiida; Opisthorchiidae
Exons: 4
Biological process (GO): RNA catabolic process; maturation of 5.8S rRNA
Cellular component (GO): nucleus
Molecular function (GO): RNA helicase activity; nucleic acid binding; ATP binding
Source: RefSeq, a predicted model, not a curated record
AUGCGGCUACAUUAUCCCACACAUCACCGAGGACCCACUCGCAUGGACUUCCAAAUACUCUAUGGGGCCUACGUCAGACCGCUCCUGGAGUACGCUAACCAAGUUGUCUACUCAGGACGUACGAAAGACGUUACCCUCAUUGAGCGUGUCCAGCGGGCCGCUACUAGAAUUGUUGCCGGCCUCAAAUCCAUGGACUACGAAACGCGUCUCGCGAUGCUUGAUCGCUUUCCCCUGGAUUAUCGUCGCCUCCGAGGGGACCUAAUUCUUACUUACGCCCUGUUUGAACAAAGCUUGGCAAACAGGUUUUUUACCGUUGACCCAGCAAACACCCGGCGAGGACAUAGUGAACGACAGCCACUGACCGACAGGAACAAAACCGACCCGGGAAACUUGGGCAAAAGCCUCGAUCCUGUGUAUCAAUCCGUCGUGUAUCCGGCUAACGAGCUCCUAAAACCCUUGGUUCCAAUCGGGGACAUGCCGAAAACUUAUCCUUUCACUCUAGAUCCUUUUCAACAACAAGCCAUUUUGUGUAUUGAUAACGGGCAAUCUGUUCUCGUUUCUGCCCACACAUCUGCUGGCAAAACUGUUGUCGCCGAGUAUGCAGUUGCUAGGAGUUUGAAGAGACGCCAACGGGUCAUCUACACAACACCUAUUAAGGCUCUGAGUAAUCAGAAAUUCCGGGAAUUUACUGCGGAAUUCAAAGAUGUCGGGCUGAUGACUGGAGAUAUCACAAUCAACCCGGAAGCAACGGUGUUAAUUAUGACAACACAACACCAGGCUCUGAGUAAUCAGAAAUUCCGGGAAUUUACUGCGGAAUUCAAAGAUGUCGGGCUGAUGACUGGAGAUAUCACAAUCAACCCGGAAGCAACGGUGUUAAUUAUGACAACAGAGAUUUUACGCUCAAUGCUUUAU